AAUCAUACGCAACGUCACACUACGCUACGCCACGCGGCACCACACCCACAAGCACACAUACUACACAACUACAUACUAUAUCAUCGUAAAAAUCGUAGUAAGAAAAGGUACUCACAAUGAAUUUAAUGUUUCGUAAGCAUUUUCGCGAAGGUGGAGGUGGAAAGUCUGGUGGCGGCGGCAGUAAGCUGCAACCGAAGGCCAAUCGUACGAAACGAUCACGCGAUAUGGGCGCUCAACAGGAGGAGAUCCAUUAUCGGACGCAUUUAUUUUUUGCACCCAGUCGCCCAGGCGUGGAUGUGGGGGAAGCGAAUUUUGGUGCCGACAAUACGGCUGGCACAUCGGGUGCUGUGCGCUCCGAACCGAUUUCGUUGUCAGCGCUGGAUCGUGACUGCUUUAUUAUACCGGUACAUAGUGUCAGUCGCUUUCUGCCAGCGGGUAUACCCUUACCCGCACCAUCGGCCGAUGGUAAAACCAAUAGUCCACUCAGUAUACUCGAGGUUUCCGAUCCGAAGCUAUGUAUACUCGUACAUUUGAUGAGCCCAUUGGAACCCAUCGAUCCAAUGCUGGAGUCACCAUUAGCACAUCCAUUGCUGAAGCAACGCGCCGUUGCAGCGGAACUCGUAUCGGAGGUGCAGCAGGCGAAUACGGCGGUGGGUGGCAUGCUCUUGGCCAAUAUGGAGAAAAACGCGGACUUCCCAUUCAUCUCUUACUAUUUAAUUAACACUACACAAACGGAUCCAUCGAACUUUUACUCGGGCAUACGCGUUUCAUCCCUGUCGAAAUUCGAGCCGAAAGCACUAAAGUAA
Molecule: messenger RNA, 806 nt
Organism: Rhagoletis zephyria (snowberry fruit fly)
Lineage: Eukaryota; Metazoa; Arthropoda; Insecta; Diptera; Tephritidae
Source: RefSeq, a predicted model, not a curated record